AUGCCACAAGUCAACCCAGAGGUGUUUCAUGCCAAAGUCUACGACAUCACCCGCCUCAUCCCCCACGGCCGAGUCACCUCCUACGGUCACAUAGCCAAGCUCACCGGUCACCCCUCACACUCCCGUUUGGUAGGCUCAGCACUCAAAUUCCUCCAAGACCCCACCGUACCAUGGCAUCGCGUAAUCAGCUCUUCUGGAGCCAUAGCUGACCGAGGAGACGGCGGAGACGCAGCAGCACGCCAAGCACAAUGCCUACAGGAAGAAGGUGUGACGAUCAUCCAUGGACGAGGAGAAGGCGUAACCAUCGACUUUGGACAUGCAAAUCCCAAUGCAAAGUACAAAGUGAACAUGGCUAGAUUCGGCUGGUUCCCUGACCAAGUGCAUUUAGAAGGAUACGAUGAGCAGGUUCAACGAGACAGAGAUCGACACAGGAGCGAGAGGAUGGAGGACAGACACGAUGGGUCGGAUUCAGAGUUGAGCGAGCUUACCAAUGAAGAAGAAUAG
Ustilago hordei is the source of this 504-nucleotide messenger RNA. RefSeq lists its product as uncharacterized. Gene Ontology annotation, molecular function: catalytic activity. NCBI's taxonomy places the organism in Eukaryota, Fungi, Basidiomycota, Ustilaginomycetes, Ustilaginales, Ustilaginaceae. Gene Ontology annotation, biological process: DNA repair. The record is from RefSeq and is a predicted model, not a curated record. Bases 1 to 504 code for a protein of 167 amino acids. The transcript is spliced from 2 exons.